Messenger RNA from Hemisphaericaspora subhashii, 1008 nucleotides. It is a transcript of the gene PHO85, whose product is annotated as cyclin-dependent serine/threonine-protein kinase. Bases 1 to 1008 code for a protein of 335 amino acids. The transcript has a single exon. The record is from RefSeq and is a predicted model, not a curated record. Gene Ontology annotation, cellular component: nucleus; cytoplasm. Gene Ontology annotation, molecular function: ATP binding; cyclin-dependent protein serine/threonine kinase activity. Gene Ontology annotation, biological process: protein phosphorylation. NCBI's taxonomy places the organism in Eukaryota, Fungi, Ascomycota, Pichiomycetes, Serinales, Debaryomycetaceae.
AUGGCUGGAUCAUCUUCGCAAUUUCAACAACUUGAAAAAUUAGGUGAAGGAACCUAUGCUACUGUCUAUAAAGGUAGAAAUCGAGCAACUGGUGCUCUUGUUGCACUUAAAGAAAUCAAUUUAGACUCAGAAGAAGGAACACCUUCUACUGCUAUUAGAGAAAUCUCAUUAAUGAAAGAAUUAGAUCAUGAGAAUAUUGUUACUCUUUACGAUGUCAUUCAUACUGAAAAUAAAUUGACUUUAGUAUUUGAAUAUAUGGAUAAAGAUUUAAAGAAAUAUAUGGAAGUACAUGGAAAUCAAGGUGCUUUAGACCUAAAAAUAGUUAAAUCAUUUAUGUUUCAAUUAUUAAAAGGGAUUAUGUUUUGUCAUGAUAAUCGUGUUUUACAUCGUGAUUUAAAACCUCAAAAUUUAUUAAUUAAUAACAAAGGUGAAUUAAAAUUAGGUGAUUUUGGUUUAGCACGUGCGUUUGGUAUUCCAUUCAAUACAUUCUCAAAUGAAGUUGUUACAUUAUGGUAUAGAGCACCUGAUGUUCUAUUAGGUUCUAGGGCAUAUACUACUUCAAUUGAUAUUUGGUCAGCUGGAUGUAUAUUUGCAGAAAUGUGUACCGGGAAACCAUUAUUCCCUGGUACUGCCAAUGAUGAUCAAUUAAUUAAAAUCUUUAGAUUGAUGGGUACACCAAAUGAAAGGACCUGGCCAGGUAUAAGUCAAUAUACCAAUUAUAAAAGUAAUUGGCAAAUUUUCGUUCCUCAAGAUUUACGAUUACUUGUCCCUAAUCUUGAUGCUAUGGGGUUGAAUUUAUUACAGAGUUUAUUACAAAUGAGACCAGAAGCUAGAAUCACAGCUAGACAAGCAUUACAACAUCCUUGGUUCCAUGAAAUCACCAACCCCCCUCCUAUGAUUCAUCAACUAUCAGAUCCAUAUCAACAACAGCAACAACAACCACAUCCACAACAGCAACAGGUUCAUCAACCGCAACCACACCAGCCUGGAAUUGACCAACACUAUUAG